Molecule: messenger RNA, 1057 nt
Organism: Fundulus heteroclitus (mummichog)
Lineage: Eukaryota; Metazoa; Chordata; Actinopteri; Cyprinodontiformes; Fundulidae
Product: RING finger protein 208
Exons: 2
Coding region: 28-480 (150 amino acids)
Biological process (GO): protein ubiquitination
Molecular function (GO): ubiquitin protein ligase activity
Source: RefSeq, a predicted model, not a curated record
UGUCGCUAGCUGCCUCCUGAGAUCAACAUGGUGUCCGGUGAGGAACUGGAGUGUGUCAUCUGCUGCCACGAGUACUCCCGCACCAGGAGGGUCCCCAGAGUCCUUCACUGCAACCACACCUUCUGCGCCCCUUGCCUGGAGAAAAUGAGCAUUCACAAGGGGCCCCUCUACACCGUCUCGUGCCCUCUGUGCCGCUGGGUCACCUGCGUCCAGGCCCACCUGCCCGUGUCGGGGGCUCUGUGGAUCGACACGGAGAUAUGGGACCAGAUCAUUAAACACGAACACAGGAGUACGAACGGCAAGCAGCACCAGCAGCAGCAGCAGCAGCAGCAGCAGCAGCAGAAGGCGAACGAUUUGGAAACAAAACCGGCCCGGCUCAUCCAGUCACCGCUACCUUGCUCCAGGCGGCAUGGUUUCAUGUCUGGACUCAGGGAACUGUUCAGCUGCGUGCCGCUGCAUCAACAUGUGGAGAGCUGCUGACGCUCUGAGAGAAAAAGCGCCGGCAGGACCGCGUUUAAGGAACCAGGAUCCGGAGCGCCGCGUUUAAAGAACCAGGAUCCGGAGCGCGUUAUGUGAAGUUUGGACUUUGGCGAGUGUCGUUGGAAGGACUGGCCUUGCAUUUGAGCACAUUUUUUGUUUUGUUUUACAUGAGUCAAUCAUGAGUGUAGAUUAAGUUGUACAGAAUUUUUUUUUGUUCAUAUGAAACAAAACCAAAGGAAGACCUCGUGUGUUAUAUAUAAGGAUCAUGUAAAAAAUAGUUAGAUGAUCCGUAUAAUUAAUAAUUUAUUAUCCUGUAAUUAAUAAUGUUGUAUUACAUGAUUCUGUUUGAUUUGAUCAAUCUCACAUUUAUAAGAAACACACACACACAACAACAACAGUAUCAGGUAUCCUGAGAUUUAUUUUUACGCAUGAAUAUGCCCUUUUUUUUUUUAAAUAUGUCUAUGCAUUUUUUUUUCCAAAUGCACGUGGAACUGUGAAUUAAGUGUCUGCAACAUGACGGACAGUGUUGUAAUAUUAAGGCAUUUGAAGUAUUUACAUAAAAAUAUUUUUCAAAAGA